CCGUCCUUUUCUAGCCGUGCCUCACGUUUUGCGCUUCACGCUCGGUCUAUUCUUACUAUGUCUAUGGUGUUAACCUAACGUGUCAACUUAACCUAUACUCUAUCUUAAUGCAGCUUUAAUAGUCCGUACGUGCUUGACACGUGUUCGCGAAGUAAUAAACAAGCUUGUUUUACACUUUGCAUAAAGUCUAACUUUUACAUAAGAAACUGAUAAACAUGAGCGAAAAGAAAGAAGAAGCACUACGGCCAAAUGAGUGGAUGAUAAGGCCAUGCAUGAUCUACAAGGGCGAGUACGAUGACUGUUGCAGCAUAAGGGCUCGCUUCAAUCAAUACUUCAUAUUCGGUGAAACGCUCGAUUGUAAACAGUGGGAUAUCGAUUACCGCAACUGUUAUCAAUGGCAGAAAUACAAGUCGGAGGAAGCAUUCGACGAGCUGAUCAAAAGCGAGAAAAAGCGUAGAAUGGAGCGAUUACUGCCGCAUUAUCAGAACGACGUAUGGCAGAAGAGGGAGGAACCGCCAGAGAACUGGAACGCACCCUUACCCGAGUGGAUGCAGAAGGAAUUCGACAACUCGUACCUACACAUAAGGAAUCGAGAAGCGAAGGAGAACAGGGAGGUCUCCGCUCUCGACACAAGGUGCACCAUUUUGUAACCGCACGCGCCGAGUUGAUUACUUUAAGACUGGACACAGCGUGUACUUAUUAGUUCAAAAUCGAAUUACAUGUACGUAACUACGCAAA
Molecule: messenger RNA, 738 nt
Organism: Ooceraea biroi (clonal raider ant)
Lineage: Eukaryota; Metazoa; Arthropoda; Insecta; Hymenoptera; Formicidae
Product: UPF0545 protein C22orf39 homolog
Source: RefSeq, a predicted model, not a curated record